Molecule: messenger RNA, 1470 nt
Organism: Rubroshorea leprosula
Lineage: Eukaryota; Viridiplantae; Streptophyta; Magnoliopsida; Malvales; Dipterocarpaceae
Source: the annotation of a GenBank genome assembly
ACCUGCAUUCCUUUUCUCCUUGUGAUUGAUGGUACUGCCGACCAACCUUAGGUUCCUGGUCUUCAUGGGGUUAGGUUUCAAUCCCAUUCCUCUCAUUUCACUCCACGUCUUGGCCAACUCUGUGAAUCAAUUAAACAAUCAAAAAAAGGAAAAAAAAGGAAAGAAAAAAAAAAGGAGCAAUUUAUGAUUGAUUCCAUGCACGCUAAAAAACUAGAUGUUUAAUGUCGACACAUUUCCAGCAACAAUUUCCGGCUUCUGGGGCUAUAUUUUAGAUGCUUGAUUUGGAUCCACCAACUCCUGACGUUGAAGUUUGAAGUUGCUUCGUAACAUAGACAAUUCUUCAGUAACAGCCUUUCAAGUAAUCAAUGGUAGUAGGGACGUCCAUUCAAGAAGACAACGUUUCUCCCUCCAUGCUGUCACCUAACAUUGUUUUCUCUCUCCUUGGUAUAUAACCACCUGUUCUUUCCACCAUUCCCAUCUCACCAAAAUGGCUUCAAUGUGUUGGACCUUCAUUUUGGUUUGCUUCUGCUUUCAACUAGCCAUUACAAAUGCACAAGCACCAGCAGCUUCCCCUUCCACUUUGCCAACCACCACACCGCCCCCUUCAACCUCCGUGCCACCACCUGUGACUGCCACAACUGCACCGACACAGCCACCUGUAACUGCAGCUACACCCCCACCUGCAACCACUCCUACAUCUUCACCAGCUCCAAAAGUUGCACCAGCUAUAAGCCCAUCAGUCCCACCCCCUCAAGUUCCACCACCACCAGUGCCACCACAAACUGCUCCAGUACAACCACCGGCAUUGCCACCACCUCCGAGUUCACCACCACCACAGGUACCACCUGCACCAGUCCAGGCACCACCUGCACCAGCACCUGCACCACCACCACCAACGCCAGCACCUGCACCACCACCACCACCACCACCAACACCAGCACCUGCACCAAUUACUCUGCCACCAGCACCAGCUCCAGCCAAGCACAAGAAGAGAAGGCACAGACACAAGCACAAGCGGCACCAUGCACCAGCUCCAGCACCAACUGUCCCAAGCCCCCCAUCACCACCUACAGUCCAAGAUAAAGAAGACACAACGCCAGCACCUUCACCAAGUCUAGAUUUGAAUGGAGGAGAUUCACUGUUUGAAAAAGGAGGAAGGUCUAGCAUUUGGGCAAGAACUGGAUUAGCUAUUGUCAUUUUGCUGGCUGUGACAGGCUACAAUCUAGAGAUCAUCUUAUAAGAAGAUCAAUUUUCAUGAUUCAAGGAGAAGAUUAUUACCUUCAUACACUGUAAGAUCAUUAAAAAUUCAUAUGGAUAUAUGUCAAUUGGACAAAGGAUGAUGAAUCUGAAUUUUGUUAACAUUUUUUUUAUCCUAUUCUUUCCAACUGUCAUGGUGAGGAUAAAUUUGAUCCAUAACCAUCUCUAUGGAACUAUCUAAGAGAAAAAUAUGAAUAAUAUAUUUUCAACAUC